AACAUCUACAUCUUCAACCUGGCGCUGGCCGACACCAUGGUCACCAGCACUCUGCCGUUCCAGAGCGUCAACUACCUGAUGGGGACCUGGCCCUUCGGAGACGUCCUGUGCAAGAUGGUGAUGUCCAUCGACUACUACAACAUGUUCACGUCCAUCUUCACCCUCACCACCAUGAGCAUCGACCGCUACGUGGCCGUGUGUCACCCCGUGAAGGCGCUGGACUUCAGGACGCCGCGCAACGCCAAGAUCAUCAACGUCUGCAACUGGAUCCUGUCGUCGGCCAUCGGUCUGCCCGUCAUGUUCAUGGCCUCCACCGCUCACACGUGUAAGCAGGACAAACCAGCUGAGGUUUAACAUGUGGCCCAGGGCCCAGGGACGGCCCACAUACGUAUGACGGUGCAAAUGAAAUGUUGACGUCCGAUACUGACUCAGCUGUUAUUAAACCGAGCUGCAGCUGGAAAAGUGUUUUUCUCUGGGUCAUUACCUGGUCGACAAGGAGUUAAACAACAGAGCAGAGAAAUGAAUUCAGAGGAAACAACAGGGAGGCAGAUUAGGUCGGUCGGUUGUAUUAUGUUUUUGGAGAACAAUCAUCUUCUCCAGCAGCGUCCAUAAAGAAAACAGCGCCCUGGAGAGAACUUCUGUGUAAUUGCAUACAAAUAGGCCGACGUGUUGAAUGGUAUAUUCUGGCUGGUGACAGCUGCAGCGAAGAGAAGGAGACAGGAAACGAUGUAAUGGUUUGAAAACUUCAGUCAAACUGAGUCACUUGUCCUUGAGUCUGUAAACUUUACCACAGCGGGACGAACACGGGCUGAAUGACAGAGCAGGAAAUACA
Molecule: messenger RNA, 832 nt
Organism: Cynoglossus semilaevis (tongue sole)
Lineage: Eukaryota; Metazoa; Chordata; Actinopteri; Pleuronectiformes; Cynoglossidae
Product: mu-type opioid receptor-like
Exons: 1
Biological process (GO): G protein-coupled opioid receptor signaling pathway; neuropeptide signaling pathway; sensory perception of pain
Cellular component (GO): neuron projection; plasma membrane
Molecular function (GO): neuropeptide binding; beta-endorphin receptor activity; G-protein alpha-subunit binding
Source: RefSeq, a predicted model, not a curated record